Aspergillus niger is the source of this 300-nucleotide messenger RNA. RefSeq lists its product as hypothetical. The coding region runs from base 1 to 300 and encodes 99 amino acids. The record is from RefSeq and is a predicted model, not a curated record. The transcript has 2 exons. Lineage: Eukaryota; Fungi; Ascomycota; Eurotiomycetes; Eurotiales; Aspergillaceae.
AUGGAACUUGUUGGGUCAAAUAAUGACCUCAACACUGGAAGGGCUGAGCCUUCAGGUCUCGACAGCCAUGCUACGGGCCACAGAGAAGACGACAGAGCCAACAGCAAAGAGAAAGAAAGCCGUAUAGAUCAGAAUCUUUUGUCCGAGGAUGUCAGGGACAGUAGUGUAUAUUGGCUUAACAGGGACAACAGCGAGGGUGAAAGAGAUGCUGGCCCAGAAUGGGGUAAGAGUGGUACCAGAAAGUUUACUGGUAAUGGUCUAGGAGGACACGACAAGACUAGACUAUCUCACGACUGUUGA